CCCACCCACCAUCUGCACCCGCUGCAGCGCCCGCGCCCCUGUCCCGUCAUUUGUAGCCCGCCUGCGGCUCCCGGGGACCGGAUCCUACCCGGGGUGCGGGGCAGAGAGGGCAUGGCCCGUCUGGGGACCGCCUGCCCUGCGCUGGCGCUGGCGCUGGCGCUGGCACUUGUGGCGGUGGCCCUGGCUGGAGUCAGAGCCCAGGGCGCAGCCUUCGAGGAGCCUGACUAUUACAGCCAGGAGCUCUGGAGGCGCGGGCGCUAUUAUGGGCAUCCGGAGCCUGAGCCUGAGUCGGAGCCGGAGCUCUUCUCGCCUUCACUGCAUGAGGACCUUAGGGUGGAGGAGCAGGAACCGCAGGAGCCGCACCAGCAGGGCCCUAGGACUCCCAAGAAGGCCAUCAAGCCCAAGAAGGCUCCCAAGAGGGAGAAGUUAGUUGCAGAGACGCCUCCACCAGGUAAAAAUAGCAACAGAAAAGGCAGAAGAAGUAAGAAUCUUGAGAAAGCUGCCAGUGAUGACCAUGGUGUCCCUGUGGCUCAUGAGGAUGUCAGAGAGAGUUGCCCACCUCUUGGUCUGGAAACAUUAAAAAUCACAGACUUCCAGCUGCAUGCCUCCACAUCGAAGCGUUAUGGCCUGGGAGCUCACCGGGGGAGACUCAACAUCCAGGCAGGCAUUAAUGAAAACGACUUUUACGAUGGGGCUUGGUGUGCUGGUAGGAACGACUUGCAUCAGUGGAUUGAAGUGGACGCCCGGCGCCUGACCAAGUUCACAGGGGUCAUUACCCAAGGAAGGAACUCUCUCUGGCUGAGUGACUGGGUGACAUCCUAUAAAGUCAUGGUGAGCAAUGACAGCCACACAUGGGUUACUGUGAAGAAUGGAUCUGGUGACAUGAUAUUUGAAGGAAACAGUGAGAAGGAGAUUCCUGUGCUCAAUGAGCUGCCAGUCCCCAUGGUGGCCCGCUACAUUCGCAUAAACCCUCAGUCCUGGUUUGAUAACGGGAGUAUCUGCAUGAGGAUGGAGAUCUUGGGCUGCCCACUGCCAGAUCCUAAUAACUAUUAUCACCGACGGAACGAGAUGACCACCACUGAUGACCUGGAUUUUAAGCACCACAACUAUAAGGAAAUGCGCCAGUUGAUGAAGGUUGUGAAUGAAAUGUGCCCCAAUAUUACCAGGAUUUACAACAUUGGCAAAAGCCACCAGGGCUUGAAGUUGUAUGCGGUAGAGAUCUCUGACCAUCCUGGGGAACACGAAGUUGGUGAGCCCGAGUUCCACUACAUCGCAGGGGCCCAUGGCAAUGAGGUUCUGGGCCGAGAGCUGUUGCUGCUGCUGCUGCAGUUCCUCUGCCAGGAGUACUUGGCGCAGAACGCACGCAUCGUCCGCUUGGUGGAGGAGACUCGGAUCCACAUCCUCCCCUCCCUCAAUCCUGAUGGCUAUGAGAAGGCCUCUGAAGGAGGUUCCGAGUUGGGAGGCUGGUCCCUGGGACGUUGGACCCAUGAUGGCAUCGAUAUCAACAACAACUUUCCCGAUUUAAACACGCUGCUCUGGGAGGCAGAGGACCAGCAGAAUGUCCCAAGGAAGGUCCCCAACCACUACAUUGCCAUCCCUGAGUGGUUUCUGUCUGAGAACGCCACAGUGGCCACAGAGACCAGAGCCGUCAUCGCCUGGAUGGAGAAGAUCCCGUUUGUGCUGGGAGGCAACCUACAGGGGGGUGAGCUGGUCGUGGCAUACCCCUAUGACAUGGUGCGGUCCCUGUGGAAGACUCAGGAGCACACCCCAACACCCGAUGAUCAUGUAUUCCGCUGGCUGGCAUACUCCUAUGCCUCCACUCACCGCCUCAUGACAGAUGCCAGGAGGCGAGUGUGCCACACGGAAGAUUUUCAGAAGGAGGAGGGCACCGUCAAUGGGGCUUCCUGGCACACAGUGGCUGGAAGUCUAAAUGAUUUCAGCUACCUCCAUACGAACUGCUUUGAGCUGUCCAUCUACGUGGGCUGUGAUAAAUACCCACACGAGAGCGAGCUGCCCGAGGAAUGGGAGAAUAACCGGGAGUCUCUGAUUGUGUUCAUGGAACAGGUUCAUCGAGGCAUCAAAGGCAUAGUGAGAGAUUUACAAGGGAAAGGGAUUCCGAAUGCCAUCAUCUCUGUGGAAGGUGUUAACCAUGACAUACGGACAGCCAGCGAUGGGGAUUACUGGCGCCUACUGAACCCUGGCGAAUAUGUGGUCACAGCCAAGGCGGAAGGCUUUAUCACCUCCACCAAGAACUGCAUGGUUGGCUAUGACAUGGGAGCUACUCGGUGUGACUUCACCCUCACAAAGACCAACCUGGCUAGGAUAAGAGAAAUUAUGGAGACAUUUGGGAAGCAGCCUGUCAGCCUACCCUCCAGGCGCCUGAAGCUGCGGGGACGGAAAAGGCGGCAGCGUGGGUGACCCUGUCGGACACUUGAGACAUACCCCAGACUGUGCAAAUAAAAAUCCACUCCAGUAGUAA
Molecule: messenger RNA, 2479 nt
Organism: Mus pahari (shrew mouse)
Lineage: Eukaryota; Metazoa; Chordata; Mammalia; Rodentia; Muridae
Gene: Cpxm2
Product: carboxypeptidase X, M14 family member 2
Exons: 14
Coding region: 112-2418 (768 amino acids)
Biological process (GO): proteolysis
Molecular function (GO): metallocarboxypeptidase activity; zinc ion binding
Source: RefSeq, a predicted model, not a curated record